Molecule: messenger RNA, 542 nt
Organism: Tauraco erythrolophus (red-crested turaco)
Lineage: Eukaryota; Metazoa; Chordata; Aves; Musophagiformes; Musophagidae
Source: RefSeq, a predicted model, not a curated record
GGCCGUACAUGCUGGGCACUGGGCUCCUGCUUUACCUUCUCUCUAAGGAAAUAUAUGUAAUUAACCACGAGACGAUUGCAUCUAUCAGCAUAUUGUCAGUCAUCAUUUAUGCUGUAAAAAAAUAUGGGUCUCAUGUAGCAGCUUUUGCUGACAAGCUUAAUGAGGAGAAGGUUGCUAAAGCAGUAGCUGUGAAGAACGAGGCCAUUAAGGAUCUGGAGACUGCCAUCGAGCAGGAGAAGAAGGAGCAGUGGCGGGUCGAAGGCCGUGGUUACCUCUUCGAUGCCAAGCGGAAUAACAUUGCCAUGUUGCUGGAAACUAACUACAGAGAAAGAUUGCUGACGGUGUACACCGAAGUGAAGAAGAGGCUGGACUAUCAGGUGGCAAUGCAGAAUCUGAAGCGUCAGAAAGAACAAGAUCACAUGAUUCAGUGGGUGGAGAAAAAUGUUGUUCAGAGCAUCACACCUCAACAGCAGAAGGAGAGCAUUGCCAAGUGCAUUUUGGACCUGAAGGCGUUAUCGAGGAGCGUGCAGGCGGCAGUGUAA